AUGCCAAGCAUAGAGGGAUUACUGAAGAUCAUCAAUGAAAUACCUGAAGGCGAUGAAGGUGCCCCUGAAAAGGUUGCCGAAAUUGCUCGGAAGUAUAAGGAUGUUUUCGAGAAGAAGCCUGGUGAAGUCGAACACUUUUUGACGAAUUGUAACCCAAGGAUAGGAUCGGCCGCUAUGAUGGUUGCCAUAAAAGCGCUGUACGAUAGCUCUAUCGCUAAGAAUAAUGAGCAGGGUGCUGACCGAGCUGUCGAAUUUUUCAAGCACUUCAUUGAGAGUGGCAAUUUGGUGUUGGAACAUCUGAAACUCGUUCCAGAUGUUGUUUUCCCUCUUGCCAGAAACGCUGUUAACUACUGCCUAAGAAAAAAGAAUGAAGCUCAAAUAGGACUUGAUCUCGCUCUGUCAGCCAUGCGACUAUUGGUUGAUCCCAACGAAGGCAUUGUAUCCUCUCUUCACUCUGCCCUAUUUGCUGUCUGUGUUCGUUUGAACAAUGUAGACGCAGCCUUGCCGUACAUAUAUAGAAAUGUAACCGGGUUAGUGAAUGAGAGCCCAGUCAGCACAUCUGACUCCACGACAGAAAAUGUACAUGUUCGGAAGCAGCGAACAGUUUCUGCACCAGCACCGGUUUAUUUCGAGUCUAAGUAUAUGCUUCUGUAUCUCUACUAUGGAGCCAUUCUUUUGAUGAGAAGAAAUGAACUGCGUCGUGCGAUUUCUUUGUUGGAGAGUGCCAUAUUGAUACCUGGAUCUGCGACAACCGUAGCACAGCUCGACGCAUUGAAAAAGUUCUACCUUGCAAGCUUAUUGUAUUCUGGUAAAAUAAUAAUGCCGGCUGGUCGGUCAUCAGCGCUGACUCGAGCGUGGAAAUUGGUUGGAGAUCCUUAUUCAGCACUUGCGACGGCUGUCCAAUCAGCUGGAGAUCGAGCAAGUGCAGUCGAGAAAGUGCUGAAUGAUAAUAGAAAAGUGUUUACUGAGGAUGGAGCGGUAGGACUGAUUACUCGAAUUAUCAAAGAACUCAAAGAAAAGGCCGUCCUUUCUGUAGCGAAGACACUUUUCAAACGUGGAAAGCUGCUAGCCGAAGUCUCUAUAAGUGAAGGCAUCGUUCGACUUGAAGUCGUUUCAGAGAAGAUAAACAGUCAUGAUGUUGUUUCCAAGUUAGAGAGGUUGAACGUGUUGCGGCAAGAAAUGGAAAGGAUGGAUGCAAUCGCACAACUCCAUCCUGCUUUGCUGCAAAGGUGCAUGAAAACUACUGCAUUACUGCCCUACUGUUUCCCAGCCAACGAGGAUGAGGGCCUUGGCAUGAGCAGCAGUCCGUUGGAAUAUUAG
This is a messenger RNA of Haemonchus placei, 1320 nucleotides long. The record is from the annotation of a GenBank genome assembly. NCBI's taxonomy places the organism in Eukaryota, Metazoa, Nematoda, Chromadorea, Rhabditida, Trichostrongylidae.